AUGCCCGAGACGAUUCAGCUUGUUCCAUCCGCGAUCCCGCGGAUCGUCCGCUGGUUGUGCGAUAAGGAUAAGCUGACUGACAUGGAUAUGUGCAUGAAAUUGCAGGAGCUCGUUGGGAAAGCUACGAGCGCUGCGAGUUUGCGCCAGAAGGAUGCGCAGCUGGAGCUUGCAGAUGGACGCUUCCAGACUUCGAAAUACACCUGUAUAGUUUUUUACUUUUUUACUUUGUCUUUCAUUUUUGACAUUUUAGCAGGCGUGGCCCACUCUAGUUUCUAGGUUUACCUCCUACCAGAAGAAAGACUCUUACAAGUGUACAGUUUGAACUCCCCACUUCUCGACCUGCGUGCGGAGGUAAGUCGUGAAGCACCUUCUUAUCACACCUCCACACUCUCCCAACAUGCGGCAGCAGGCUGCUGCUGCUGUCAAGGUAGCCACCUUAUCUCACGACUUGUUCAACUCAUCAGGUUACAUGAAUUGCGACGGAGAGUUGAUGUCACCCAUUUUGAGCUUCUGGCUUCAGCUGCCGAAAGGCCAGCUUUGCAUCACGAUCAACGAGAACCCCAAGUCUCUGCAUAAUUUCAUCGAGUUGCUCGGUCUGCGUCUCACGGCAGCCGUACUGAUUCGCUACAUUUAGAGUUGUUUAGGAGUAGUGCUGUAACUGUAUCUGGGUGGCAGACUGCUUGUGUAAUUAAGGAUGUCAGAUAAAGUUGAAUCUCCUUCAAUCUCAGACAAAAUGGAGGUCGAUGACGUUGUUGAACCUGGUACAGAGUCCAACGAUGACAAGAUGGAAGUUGACUUUGAUGCCAACGCAUCGCUUGCACAUGCCAACCCCCAACCAUCUCAGCUUGCGAAAACGCACUCCAAGCCGGCCCGCGUGACCAACUACUCCAUUUUGCUCGAUAUGCAGAACAAUGCGGAGAACACGAAGGUGGGAACAGAUGGCGCUCGCCGCUACUGGCAGGCCACGAUCCAGCAGCACAUCCAGAACAAAGCCAUGGGCGCUGCGCUGGGCCUCAACAUGUUCAACCCGAACCAGAACGAUGUCGGCUUGUUGGCUUUGACCAAUGGCGAUAACGGCGCUGGCAUGCGUGGUGGUGGCGGGCCGCUGAUGCUCUGCGAUGUACUUAUCUUUGCUCAUUCCUGCUGAGGUUUAGACUUUCAGUUGAUAAUGGAUAAAGAGGGAAGCAAGACAACUACUACGUGCUAGCAACUUUCAAAAGUUUCUAAAACUCUUAACGUGUGACUCCCCCCAGAGGCUUGGCGUAGAUCUCCACGUAGCUACUUUCAGGAUUCAGCUCUUUCAAAAGAUCUCCUUAUCUCCAUUCAAAUCCAUCUCACUCCAAUCUUUGGCCAUCUUCUAUGCGCAAACAACUCUUCUCCAGGGAAACGCCAACGGUGCCAGCAGCAGCAGCUCCUCCAGUUCCACUCGUGCCACCUCUUCCCGUGCAACCUCCUCCCGCUCCACUACCGUCACCACCAACGCCUCGACGAAGCGAGCCAACACUUCCUCCGCCAAGGCCAGCGCACCAGCACCCAAGCGCUCCAAGAAGUAGGUGGGCUUCAGUCUCGAGGCGGUGACGAUGAUGAGAGCUCACGGGCAGGGUUCUGAUUGGAGGGCUGAUUUAGGUCGGGGUGUAGCGUAGUCAUCUUAAACAAGAAGAUGUUAAUCCCAGAACAUUUGAGAUCUAGCCAACACAUGAAAACUACCCGAUAAUCAGACCUUUCGCCAUUUGUGUCCUUUUCUCGUAAUACUUUGAACUGUUAGGCCCUUUCUCUAUCAAUUUAGUUGUUAUUUUUAUCUAUCUUCGUCAUAGUCUAACUUUCGGUGGAGUAGAAGCCAUCGUCUGACGCGGUAUCGAUUUCGUGGAGUCCCCAUGUUGUUGUACUUGCUUGGUUCGGAUGAUGUGCUACUUUGUUGUAUGCGAGACAGGCUGGCGCUUUCACUUUCAGGAGAGAGGGGGGAGAAGAUUCGGGCGGGCCUCUCAUAGACAGCAGCCUCAUCUAGUGGUAAGUGAUAGGGAGUAGUUACUUCCAUGCAUGUGCAUCUGACGAGCUAUUUCUUCUGGAUGGUGUUGUUGAAGAACUUACGCGUUCACGUGAUGAGCAGUAGACCCUUCGAGUUGAAUCAAGUAGAUUCCUGCACCUGAUAAGCCGUCCACGAAAGCAAUAGACUUGAACCUGGCACAGCAUCCAUCACGUCUUUCGGUUCUUCAAGAUUUAUUUUUUUUCGUUCGACUACAACGUCUUGCAUCUGCACUCCUUUCUUUCGAGGUUGCCACUUCUUGUGGAGUGAAUUACUUUUCUUUGUGUGGCACUGUUGACACGAUGGAGCUCUAUCACAGCAACUAAACUUGAGACUUGCACCCCUUCACACGCGCGCGGAACUGUGGCGAAUCGCCGUCAUCUUGUUUUCGAGAAAGCAUCCCAAAG
Molecule: messenger RNA, 2430 nt
Organism: Amoebophrya sp. A25
Lineage: Eukaryota; Dinophyceae; Syndiniales; Amoebophryaceae
Source: the annotation of a GenBank genome assembly